GUCCCGGUUGGCAGAGAGCAGAGCGCCGACGCCGCCUGGGGAUGGUGGGCGGCCGAGAGAGGCUGUGGGGGCGGAGGGGCCUCCGGAGCCGCCUGGGGCACGGGGAAGACGAAACCGGGCAGCGAGUCCGCCCCCGACUGCCCUCCCGCGAGCCGGGCCACCGGCCCCCGCCGGCGCUGACUCAGCAACGCGAGGGAGGGAGUUUUGUCCCUCCACGGACCCCGUUUCUCUCGGACUCAGCCCUCGGCAGCUUCCCCGCCCGUUUUCUCUUUCCGGCGCUCGGCGCGCGAGAGGCAGGUCGGGACUCUUAGGCAGCGAUCCACGGAGCCACCCGGGCAGUCACCGAAGGACCCCGGGCACUACCGUUCCCCAGCCGGGCAGCGCGGACGCCAUGAACAGCGUGGGACUGAAUACGGAGAAGGUAUCGAGUCUGCUUCAGAAACUGAAUUCCGACCCUCAGUUCGUACUCGCCCAGAAUGUCGGGACCACCCACGACCUGCUGGACAUCUGUCUGAAGAGGGCCACAGUACAGGGCAGUCAGCAUGUGUUCCAGCAUGUUGUACCUCAGGAAGGCAAGCCGGUCACCAACCAGAAGUUCUCAGGGCGAUGCUGGAUCUUUUCUUCUCUAAAUGUUAUGAGACUUCCAUUCAUGAAAAAAUUAAAUAUUGAAGAAUUUGAGUUUAGUCAAUCAUACCUCUUUUUCUGGGACAAGGUUGAACGCUGUUACUACUACUUAAAUGCUUUUGUGGACACAGCCCAGAAAAAGGAGCCUGAGGAUGGAAGGCUGGUGCAGUAUUUGCUUUCAAAUCCUGCAAAUGAUGGGGGACAAUGGGAUAUGCUUGUCAAUAUUGUUGAAAAAUAUGGUGUUCUUCCUAAGAAGUGCUUCCCUGAAUCUCAUACAACAGAGGCGACCAGAAGGAUGAAUGAUAUUCUGAAUCACAAGUUGAGAGAAUUCUGUAUACGCCUGCGGAACCUGGUCCACAGUGGAGCGACCAAAGGAGAAAUCUCAGACGUGCAGGAUGUCAUGAUGGAGGAGAUAUUCCGAGUGGUGUGCAUCUGUUUGGGUAACCCACCGGAGACGUUCACCUGGGAGUAUCGAGACAAAGAUAAAAAUUAUCACAAGAUUGGCCCCAUAACUCCCUUGGAGUUUUACCGGGACCACGUCAAGCCUCUCUUCAAUAUGGAGGAUAAGAUUUGUUUCGUGAAUGACCCUCGGCCCCAGCACAAGUACAACAAACUCUACACGGUGGAAUACCUAGGCAAUAUGGUUGGAGGGAGAAAAACUCUCUAUAACAACCAACCCGUUGACUUCUUGAAGAAGAUGGUGGCUACCUCCAUCAAAGAUGGAGAGGCCGUAUGGUUUGGCUGUGAUAUUGGAAAACACUUCAAUGGCAAGCUGGGCCUCAGUGACAUGAAUGUCUAUGACUAUGAGUUAGUGUUUGGUAUCUCCAUGAAGAACAUGAAUAAAGCAGAGAGGCUGACUUUUGGUGAUUCACUCAUGACCCACGCCAUGGUCUUCACUGCAGUCUCAGAGAAGGAUGAUCAGGAUGGCGCAUUCGUGAAAUGGAGAGUGGAGAAUUCGUGGGGUGAAGACCAUGGCCAAAAAGGUUACCUGUGCAUAACCGAUGAGUGGUUCUCUGAAUAUGUCUACGAAGUGGUGGUGGACAAGAAGCAUGUUCCCGAAGAGGUGCUAGCUGUGUUGGAGCAGGAAGCCAUUGUCCUGCCAGCCUGGGACCCCAUGGGGGCUUUGGCCAAGUGAUAGCCUCCAGUUCUUUCCUCCUCCUGUGGAACCUGAAGUCGCUGCAAAGGACAGAUCCAGGAACUGAAGCCAAAGUUACACAUGCGACUGUGUGUUCCCAUAGGACACAGUCAGACUCUUGGAUUUCUCCUCCAGGAACCUCUCGGGGAAGUGUGCUUUAUGUCAAAACAAAAUAUUCUUAAAGAAAAUAAAAGGGAAAGAUCAGGUCACAUUAUCUAUUCUCCUCACCUCCAACAGCUCAGGAUCUCUUAGCGUUUUAAUCAGAUAUAAUUGUGUGUCUCAACUCUGUCAAAAAGGUGUGGUCCGGUGUCUCUUUUAAUAAGACAGGAGGGGAUGAGCAAUCGAGGAGUAUGGAAAGAAAACGGACCUAAUGCUCCUUGUUCCUAGAGUAGCGUUGGGGGAGGGUCACCCUAAGAUUCGAGCUCUCCAAGCUGCAUGCUGCCUGACAGUCCGCUGCCCUUCCGGAUGGCAGUCGCUGAAUUCGGUUUUUCCCAGGUGAGUUCAUGUGCCUCUCACAGCCCAGGAGUGGGAGGUUGAUCAGUUCCAACCUGAUUUCUUCCUGUCGUUCUGAAUUGGCGGGGAGCACAGCUGUGCUUGAGUUGGGGUUAAGUAGACACUUAGAGAAACUUGAGUGAGAGGACAGCGAAAACCUUAUCAUGAUCUGAAUUAUAAUUAUUAGGAGACGCUCUGGCCAAAUGGUUUAAUUUCUGCCUCUGGAAUUGGGAGUUGGGUGGGCAGGAAAAAGUGAUACCCAUUCUUUCUGACAACUAGAUGGUGCUGAGAAGCUUUUAAAUAAAACACUUUGCUAAAUGAGAGUAAGUUGGCUUAUUUGAUCUAAGAAGUGUUUCUGUAUUUAGCCACAAAAGAAGGCAACCAGGUGACUCACGUUCUGCAAAGUGAAAAAAGAGCCAGGUGGUUCAGGGCUCUCCCGCUUCGGCUCGUCUCUGGGGUGGGACCCUUCCCAGCCUGGACUGGUGCUCACUGGCUUCCAUGCACAUAGUUCAGAGUGCUUGUGUCCCUCCAGUUAGCCAUUUUUUAAUCCUCACCCGAGGAUAUGUUUGCUUGUUUUUUGUUUGUUCGAAUUGAUUUUAGAGAGAGGGAGAGAGAGAGGAAAAAAAAACCAUCAAUAUGGUGCGUCCCUUAGGCGGCCCAACUGGGAAUCGAGUCUGCAGCUUUUUGGUGUAGAGGACAACACUCCAACCCACGGAGCCACCCGGCCAGACAACCACUGCACCCAGAUCCGGGUCCCUACAAGGGUGGAAGGGGUCAGCCUCAGAAUGUGCUGGAGAUUAUGUAUUUUACUGAGACUGGGCCUUCUUUUGCUGAAAGCCAGUAAGUGUAGCCCCCUAAUAAAUACUUCCAUUGGUGCCUGAGCCCCAUACCUUUCUGACUGUCCAGGAAUCUUCUCAGUCCUAGCAGGGGUGUAGUCUAACAGCACUUUCCUAGAUAACAUUAGAUAAAGGCUCCGGCUUUCAUCAAAGUGUUACAGAACUCUGGUAAUCCUGCCCCAAGCAGGAGAAGCAAGUCAAUUUCUAGACACAUCAUGGCAAAACCUUAGAACACAUCUUAGAAGCAUCCAGGAAGAAAAGACAGAUUACCCCCAAAGAAAAGACAAUUAAAUUGAUAACUAAGUUCCCGACAACUGUAUUAGCCAGAAGACAAUGAAAUAUAUCUUUUAAGUGCUAUGAAAAGUUAACUGGGAACCUACACACCUAUACUCAAUGAAACUGUCAAGAACAAGGAUGAAAUAAAAGAUAUUUUUAUUCAAAAA
This is a messenger RNA of Phyllostomus hastatus (greater spear-nosed bat), 3530 nucleotides long. It is a transcript of the gene BLMH, whose product is annotated as bleomycin hydrolase. Bases 392 to 1759 code for a protein of 455 amino acids. The transcript is spliced from 12 exons. Gene Ontology annotation, biological process: proteolysis; L-homocysteine catabolic process; response to toxic substance. Gene Ontology annotation, cellular component: cytoplasm. The record is from RefSeq and is a predicted model, not a curated record. Gene Ontology annotation, molecular function: cysteine-type aminopeptidase activity. NCBI's taxonomy places the organism in Eukaryota, Metazoa, Chordata, Mammalia, Chiroptera, Phyllostomidae.